Trichobilharzia regenti is the source of this 3687-nucleotide messenger RNA. The record is from the annotation of a GenBank genome assembly. NCBI's taxonomy places the organism in Eukaryota, Metazoa, Platyhelminthes, Trematoda, Strigeidida, Schistosomatidae.
AUGUCAUCAAGCAGACCUUGGGUUCCUUGUUUCUUUCCUCCUUUGGGGAUUAGCGUGUUAGUCAGUAGUAAAUCAGAUGUAAAAGUGUAUAAUGCUCAGACAGGUGUCCUUGAAAAAGAGGCAUGCCUACUCACUGGAUCAAAUGUCAAAGAUAUUUGUAUGUGUGUUGGCUACUUCACUAAUGAACGGCUCGUUAUUGCUGGAGGCACAGAAAUCAAUGCUAGAAGGCAUCUAAACGAAUCAAUAUUACUCCAAGGAUUCCUUAAUAGGCGCAUUCAGCACAAGUCCGAUGAAAUUUCCCUUGAGUUGGAUUCUCAACAGAGCUCUGUCCUGGAGUUAUUUCUUUUUAAAAACGAUUACUCACUCACUGAUUUUGAAGAGCUAACUUUUGAAACAUUAAAUGGACGCAGUCCCAAGUGGAAAACAUUUACUAUAACUGGUAGCUACGAGCACAUCUACUAUCUAGUUAAUCAUUUGCUCCACAUGUGCUCUCAUGAAAAUCAUUCAGUCGAUCCUCUUUACAGGUCAAUGCUUCAUCGCCUCAUACGAAUAGCAUUGGAUAGUGAUAGCAUUUUGUUUUAUACAGCAAAGCGAGAGCCACUCACCAUGCAGUGUGAAGCCCAUAGGCGCUUAACGUUUGCCCAUUGGCCACAUAUGGACUACCAGUGGGCAACUCCUUCCGCUUUGGCUGAAGCUGGUUUCUACUUCCCAUUUAAAUAUCCCCUGGAUAUUGUAUACUGUUUCGAAUGUUUGAUUAACUUGGCUUCUUGGGAACCAACUGAUGAACCUUGGAGUGAACACAUAAGACAUUCUUCGUCAUGUAGUUUUGUCUCUUCACCUAAUUUAAAAAGUAUUCCUAGUGUUGUUUCGUGGGCAACAGAAACAGCACAGACGCAAACUAUCUCCAAUGAGCCCAUUACAGUGCUCACGACUACUUCUUCAAAGGAUUUUAUUGCAACUUCAACAGUCAAUGGAGGGAUUACUAUAUGGGAUUUAUCAUAUUUUAAUCGACGCACUUUGGAGUUCAAUCUUGUGGACGUAUUGAAUGCCUCCAUUCUCGAUGUCAGCAAACGCGUCAAUAAAUCUCAACUGGAAGUACACUGUGGUUGUCUACUAGUAUCCAAUGCUGCCUACCUGCCUGAAUUAAUCUGUCUUCCAAAACCACCGAAACUGCAUCAUUUAAUAUUGGCGUGUUGUUUACCGAAUUCUGUAUAUAACGAAUUAAAGUGUACUUUGAAUAAAAAUUCUUCUACGACUACUACUGCUGCUACUGCUGUCAACAGUUUUGGAUCGCAUAAAUUAUGUCUCUUAAUUCUACAAUUAACUCCAUUGAAUAGUGAACAAUUAAUGUGGUUAUCAGAUACUUUGUCAGCACCUACGUCAGUGAAAUCAUUCGUGUACUCGUCAACAAUUUCUGGUGCAAAUAUAUUCUCUCUUCAUUCAGUCCCAGUAAAUCUAAUGAAAUUCCUUCCAUUGAUUGGAACUGUUGGGCAUACAGUGGAAGAUGAUGAAGAAGAGGACGACGACGAGGAGGAGGAGGAGGCAGAAGAAGGUGGAGAUGAUUAUGAUGGUGUUAAUGGGGAUGGUGAUGAUGACGACUAUGACGAUGAAUUGGCUGAAAUUGAUUCCAAUGAGACUGAAUCACAGAAUGCUAACCUUCUAGUAGACGAUGUAACACUUUCACCACCGAUUAGUUCCGGUGAAGCUACAAUGACUCAAUCACCGUCUACUUCACAGGUGGAUCUUAAUCAACCUGUUGAAGAUGGUCUAUACAAAUAUCUUGCCUUGUCUAAUGUCAUCGAUGAAUCAGUCUCUUUCAAAGUUAUGGAUUGUCAGAAGAUAACUUCGAAUGAUAAUAAUGAUGCAUCAAAGUUGAAGUCAUCAUCGAAGCCUUUUUUUUCAUCACCGUCACAGUCACCAUCGCCGUCAUCACCGAUUAAACAGCAAUCCAAUCCGACUGAAGCUACUACUAUUACUACUACAACUGAUGAUAUUCUUUCAGAUUGUCAUUCGAAAAGAAUUACAGACAAACUGCCUACACUUAUCGGCAUAAUACAUUUAUCAGAUAUUAAUAAUCCCACAGACACAGAUGUUCAAAAGUUGAAUUUAAAAGUCCUGAAAAUAUCACCAGUAGUCGGUUUACCGACAUCGAUGAAUCAUGCUAAUAGGUCAACAACAUCAUCACCUCAAGGGAUACUUGUCUGUUGUGGUACUGAAUUAUCAUCUCUGAGUGGCGAUGAUGAUGAUGAUAUUCAUCACAAUGACACUGCGGAGAAUCAACAUCAGUCGACUGAAAAUGGUGAUUUAUUUUUAUUCGAGUAUAAAGCUGGUGCAGUUGAUUGGAACGCCUCUCAUUCAGUUCUUAGUGAAAAUCCACUUUUGCAUAUUCAAUUACCUGGUAAUUAUUGUCCCAUUGAAAUGGAUGUCUUGUCUAAUGAUAAUAAUGAUCUUCAAUAUUGUUGUUGUUCAAAUCCACUGAACAAUAUCAUUCAAUUACCAAUUGAAUACUAUUCUGUUAAGCAAGAUAAUCAAAUCAAAAGGGAUGCAAAGUUUACGCUACAGUCAUUUAUCGAUUGUACAUCAGGGGAUCUUUCAAUGUGCUGUUUCCUGCUUACAAUAUCUGGUUCAUUGUUACAAGUGAAUUUUUAUAAUGAUUUCUCGUGUCUUAUCCAACUUCUUAUUUCUGAUCCCAUAUCAUGCAUAGAUGAAGAUAUACAGCAGAAGAAUGAGAAGACAGAUGAAGAAACUACUAGUGUUAAUGUACAUCGUAUACAAUUUAAUGCAUUUACAUAUUGUACUGGACUAGGAAAUCUAUGCCUGUGUACUGUAGACGGUCAAAUGUGUAUAUACCAGUUGUAUAAUCAAGAGCUUUUCAAAUAUGAUAUGAAUAAAGAGAAACGUAUCACCUUAAAGAGUUCAGCUUCAUCUGUGAAUAUAAAGAAAUCUAAAACAUCAUCGAGUAUUAUUGAUAAUACUUCUAUUACAAGUUGUUCAUUAAGCGAUCUAUACGCUUACUGUAAUUCUCCAAUAGAUCAAUGCAUUAUAUUACAUCAGUUAAUUCAAACAAUUCCUGUAGACGCACAAAUCCAAAUUAAUUUUCCUGAUCGAAUUGGAUGGUAUGAAGUUGAUCUUUUUCGAUCAAUAAUAUCACCUUCUCCAUCUGAUGGACGUAUUAACAACACUCGAUUCGAGAAGAAAGAUAUGCUUACUGAUGACCAAGAUCCAAAAAUAUCAUCGUCUUCCAAUGACAAUGAAACAAUUCAUAUCCUUUCAAGGCUAGUCACGCGUUACUUGCAAUUGGAAGGUUGUGAUUCUUCGAAUAAAUCAAAGUUAACUACAUCGACAACAAAUAAUCUUCCAGUCGCUUUGAAAUGUGCUUCAUUAGCAGUUCAAUUGAGUUUAAGUGGUGGUCUAUCAGCCCGUUUAUGGGAGUUUAACAUUAAAAAUUGGGUUGCUUAUCAAGCUUUAAUGAAGCAUCCAUCGCCUGAAAGGUCUGCUAAUACGAUGACUGAUGAACAAACUACGCUACCGUGUAAAAUUAAUUCUACAGCAUAUUCAAAGAUGAAUACAUCCUCUGAAUAUGUGUUGGAUAUUAGUCUGCCUCGUGUUUGUUCAUUAUCACAUUUUGUGUUUCACUCAACAAUGAAACCAUAUGAAAAAACGAAAAGCCGCCAAAAGUGUAUAUAA